Messenger RNA from Nicotiana tabacum (common tobacco), 1755 nucleotides. Its product is annotated as B3 domain-containing transcription factor VRN1-like. The record is from RefSeq and is a predicted model, not a curated record. Lineage: Eukaryota; Viridiplantae; Streptophyta; Magnoliopsida; Solanales; Solanaceae. Gene Ontology annotation, molecular function: DNA binding.
UUUCUCAACCGGAAAAUCGUCAAUUAGUGCAAACGCCGUGAGGAUGGAACCCAGAACCUACUCCUACUCGUCCGCCAGUUUCUACGUGAUCGUUGAGCCUUCCGUCAUUGAUGACGGCCAACUUCGCAUGCCAGAUCCCUUUGUCCAGGAACAUGGAGAUGAACUCCUUGAAACUGUCAAGCUUAUUGUUCCGACUGAUGAUUUUUGGUGUGUGAAUGUGAAGAAGGUUGGUAAAAUGAUUUGGCUUCAUGAUGGUUGGCGAGAAUUUAUGGAACAUCAUUCUAUCGGGUGUUGGUACUUUUUACUCUUCAAAUAUGGGAAGAACUCACAUUUCAAUGUUCACAUAUUUGACCUCAACGCUACUGAGAUUGAUUAUCAAUGUAAGGAUCAUGGUAAUGCUAAAUUAGGUGCCAUUAGUCAGAGCCUGUCUUACGGGAAGGAAAUAAUCUGCUGUGUUGGUGAUGAUAAAGAUGACGAAAGCUCUGUUGAAAUUGUGGAUCCCUUGGAAACUGAGCAAGGACCAGAGAGUUCAGCUAAGUCAUCUAGAGCCAAAAGAUGUAAAAUUUUACCUAGGAGUAAAUUUUGGCAUUUCUAUGAUACAAGAAGCAGAACAAACAAAUUGCAUGACGAGGGACGGGUAUUAAGUGAAAAGAAUUUAAACAUAUUGGGCGGUAGCAAUUUAACUAAGCCACUUGUGGGAAAAUUAGUUCAGCAAAAUAUGGAUACUCCUAUAUAUUCUGCAGUGGUAACUGGAGGUGUGACUAAUCAAGAUAAUGCACAAGUGGGAAGUGAAAACGAUAUACUUCAGCUCAAUGAAAGUAAGCAUAAGAUACACUUGGACCAAUAUAUUCAAAUAGAACCAAUUGCAGAUACAAGGAAAUCAUUCACUGGCCAGCAAUGGGAGAAGUCUGUAAGGCGUGGAAGGCCUCACAAACGAGGACGAGCUAAAGCAACAGAAACAAACAGGGCCAUUAAUGCCGCCAAAAUGUUCAAGCCGGAAAAUCCUUACUUCAUGCAGAUUCUUGUAGAAUAUAACGUAGUACGGAACCGUAUUCUGAAUAUACCAGCUAAUUUUGUCCGAGAGUAUAUGCCAAAGACUUUAGAACUAAUUGAACUUCAAGAUUCUGCUGGAAAUAAGUGGAAAGCUCGUUGCAUUAGGAGGAAAAUGCAUCUGUUUUUAAGCGAAGGAUGGUUUAAAUUUGUUAGGGAUAAUGGUUUAUUGGUAGGAGAUGCUUGUGUCUUUGAGUUGAUCAAGGACCUUAAGACUGAUGAGCUUAUGCUGAAGGUGCACAUAUUUCGCUCUAGGGUGGAAGAAAAGUCAACAAACUUACAAACUUGUAGCGUAUCUGAACCAACACUUUCUAUUGGAAAAAACUGUCUUCAGUUCAACGAAAGUAAGCAUACGGAGACUUCAGAUGCAUUCGGACCUGUAUCUUCAAAUAGAAAGCAAUUGCAAGAACGAUACAAAGAAAUCAUUCACCGGCCAGCAACAGGAGAAAUCUGUAGGGCAGGGAAGGCCUUAUAAUCCUCGCAAAAGAGGGCGACCAAAGGCUGCAGAAGCGAACAUGACCAUUAAUGCUGCCAAAAUGUUAAUGCCAGCAAAUCCUUACUUCAUGACAAUUCUUGGAGUAUAUAAUUUGUUAGAAGUUUGGCAAAAUGCCAAAGUCCCACAUAUGUUGGGAGAAGAGUUGGGGGAUUUUUCCCCCUAUAAAAGAAGGCCUAAUAUUUAGGAUUUAAACACACCCCUCAUUUGUC